Portunus trituberculatus (swimming crab) is the source of this 925-nucleotide messenger RNA. RefSeq names its product neurotrophin 1-like. Gene Ontology annotation, biological process: innate immune response; central nervous system formation; regulation of Toll signaling pathway. The record is from RefSeq and is a predicted model, not a curated record. The transcript has 9 exons. Gene Ontology annotation, cellular component: extracellular region. Gene Ontology annotation, molecular function: growth factor activity; Toll binding. NCBI's taxonomy places the organism in Eukaryota, Metazoa, Arthropoda, Malacostraca, Decapoda, Portunidae. Bases 48 to 827 code for a protein of 259 amino acids.
CUCUCUCUCUCUCAGACACACACACACACACUCUCUCUCUCUCUAAGAUGAAGGUUUUGGCGGCAGUGGUGGCGGUGGUGGUUGCGGUCAUGGCAGGAAGAGGAGGGGGCGAAAGAGAGGGGCCGUUUCCCCCUCAUGUGCCCACGCCCCCCACCCAUGACGGCCCGCACAUCCCCCUCCCCCUCCCCCUCCCUCACCCCCAUAUGCUAGACAGAGAAGGGGCGGAUGAGAAAGAAGAUCGGGAGCCUCUGGUCAGAACAAGUAAAAUUCUCCCUUUCUUCAAUCCUGUGAACGCCUUCCCUCAAGUCAGCAGUCCGCCCUUCCAAGACCACAUUCCUCACUGCGCUGGGCCUGGAAAAUACUGCGCCUUUGACAGAAACUACCCGAUGGACAAGGUGAACGCCAUAGUGGACCGCUUCUAUAACGACGUUCAAAUCCUCUACGACGACCUCUACCACAUCCCGGCCCGCGACCUUCUCUACUACGACAACACGACCACACCAUCUGCCAGGCGCGGCGGCCACUUCGUGUGUGAGAGCGCCGUGGACUACAUAAGGCCGGGGUGGGCGCAGAACUUAAGAGGGGAGUGGGUGGCUAUAUUGAACACCGACAGAUUUCCACAGACGGUCAAAAUAGAGACUUGCAGGUACGGUAACAAGAGGUGCGAAUACCUGCCGCCAUGCUACAAAUCACGGUGCGCCCAACGGUAUAGUUACACACGUCUUCUGAGCCUCAACCCGCACCUUCCUUCACUACGCCCAGUUAUAGACGUGUUUCAAAUCCCCACGGCCUGCUCCUGCUUCGUUGAGGACUUCACCUACUACUGAAGGAGUCGUAGUAGUAGUAGUAGUAGUAGUAGUGGUGGUAGUAGCGGUAUUAGUGGUUGUUUGUGCGGUAUUAGUGAAAUAAACGGUUUUCUAUUAAA